Molecule: messenger RNA, 489 nt
Organism: Anthonomus grandis grandis
Lineage: Eukaryota; Metazoa; Arthropoda; Insecta; Coleoptera; Curculionidae
Exons: 2
Coding region: 116-466 (116 amino acids)
Source: RefSeq, a predicted model, not a curated record
AAUCUGCGAGCUAAACAGUUUUUUUUUAAUGGGGACAUGCAUCGGCUAACAGAAAUUUUGUCUAUCAGUGUGCAAAUACGGAUUGUGAAAAGGUGCAAGUUUUAUUUCGUGAAACAUGGAGCGAGUUUUUUUAUGUUUUUUUGGUGCUCUAUUGAUUACAGUUGUGUUCUCAGCCGACAUAUCUACAAACAACAUAAACCGGUCACCGAACGUUUACAAUUCGAAAACCGAUCCUGCCAGCAUUAUCGAGUCGCUACGCAAACAAAUUCAGACCAAGGAGGAGGAACUGGAAAGGGCGGAAAAGACCAACAAGAAUUUCGAGAACAUGAUCCAGUUGGUGAACAUUUUGGGUCAAGUGGACACGUUUUUGACGGACAGGACGCGUGCGUUGGUUAAGAAAUUGGCCAUGCUGACCGAGGACGGUGACGAUAUCGUUGUCGCUAAAACUGUCAAUAAUAAUGUGUAAUAAAAAAACGUAUUAGAGGAAAA